AUGACACACGCGCUCGAGGUCGGCACCCUCGGCGGGUACGCCGCGAUCUGGAUGGCGAGCGAGAACCCGCAGCUACACGUCACGAACAUUGAGCACAAUGCGCACCAUGCAGCGGUGGCACAGCGGAACAUCGCGCAGGCGGGGUUGGCGGCGCGGAUCGAGGUGAUCCAGGGUGCUGCGCUGGACGUGCUCCCGCGGCUGCGGGAGGUGCAGAUAGGCGACCGGCCGCGGUUCGUAUUUGUGCUUGACACAAGGUGA
Messenger RNA from Penicillium maclennaniae, 258 nucleotides. Its product is annotated as O-methyltransferase. The transcript has a single exon. The record is from RefSeq and is a predicted model, not a curated record. Lineage: Eukaryota; Fungi; Ascomycota; Eurotiomycetes; Eurotiales; Aspergillaceae. Gene Ontology annotation, molecular function: O-methyltransferase activity. Bases 1 to 258 code for a protein of 85 amino acids.